AUGAUAGUCAGAAGAGAUCGCAUUCAUCAUCAAGGUAAAACCAAUCGAGAUUUCAAGUAAACUGUAUCAUUUCAUUCAAGGAUGUUAGAUUCAUUCAAAAAUACUUCAAUUAAUCAAAUUAAUUCAUAAGAUGGAGAUAGAAUUGCUUCAUUAUCUGUUCCCAAAAAUAAGAAGUUUUCAGAAAUCUUAGACCAAAAGUCUAAAAGAAUUGUACAAUGCAAAGAUCCUGUUGAGGAAACUAAAAAUUCAGCUAAAAAAUUUAACCAACAUCAUUUAAUUGGCUAUCCGAGGUAUUCGAGAUUGUAAAAUUAGAUCCUCCCAUUUGGAAGAGAAGGAAUUGAUGAAAAGAGUGUUUUGUGGUGAUUCUAAUACACUUUUCUUUGAUGAGGAACAUAGGUAGAGUUAGGAAAGUCCAGUUCAUAAAAAAUGUAUUAUUCAGUACUUAUCAAUUAGAUGAGUAGAAGGAGAAAUUAGCAUAGUAGAAGAGAGAGGAGAACACUACAGGAAUUCAAGAAACCUAAUUAGUCGGUUUAGAAAAUAAGAAUACACUCGAAGGCAAGGUAGACCUAGAAAAAGUUAGAGAUAUCAGAAGAGCUAUUAGAAGAAGAUAUGCAAAUAGAAAAAACUUUUAAAAGAUCUUCAAUUUGUGGGAUGAAGAUUCCAAUGGUGCUGUCAGCGUUAAGAAUCUAUAUAACAUGAUCUAAAGAUUAGGCAUCAACAUUAACAUUGAUGAGGCUAGAGUCUUGUUAGCUAGUGCAGACAUGGAUGGAUCAAAUGAUUUAGGAUUGGAUGAAUUUCUAGAUCUCAUUUUCAAUGAUAAGGAUGCUCUUAAUGUAAAUUUAAAGGCAUUGCCGGCAUUAACUGAAGAUGAAAAGGAUUCUUUGAUAAAAAAUCAGGAAACCAUAGAUUUCCUAAGAAAUGAUGCUUUAUAAGCUAGAGAUAGAAGACACUAGAAUCAAGUGAAUCUUAUUCUAAAAAACAGAGUAUUUCUACCGUCUAUAAUUUAAGUUAUAAUAAUUGGGACAAUAACUCACCAUGUAAGAUGAAUUACAAAAGGGAUACAUAAGUUUUGGCAGAUUUGAAAGAGUAAUUAAGAAAUUAGAGAUAGAUCCCAGUAUUUUAUCUGAUCAUGAUCUCAAAAUCUUAUAUGACAAUUUCAAAAAUCAAGAUGACACUUUUGAUUAUAAAAAGUUCUUGAAUCAUCUUAAGUCAUUCUAAUUGUAAGAAGAAGUGUACAAUGAUCCAUAUUCGAACAAGAAUCAAGAACCAGUUGAUAAGAAAUAGUUAUUAUUAAAAAGUAUGAAAUAUUAAGAGGAUCAACUUAUUACUUUGUUUGACAUAACAAGAGUGGAUGCUCAUUCCUUGGAGAAGAUGAAAACCAAGACAAAGAAUCUGAUGAAUAAGAUUUAAAGAUAUAUACCAUCGAAUACUAAAUUUGAGGAAUUUCUUAAAAGUAAAAUCUAAGGAAAUAAUGUAAAUGUAAAAGAAUUUUCUCAUGUAAUCAUACAAUUUUUGGAAAGUGUAAAUGAAAGAUACUAAAAAUUUGAUCUUGAAAGCAUGCUCAGUGUCUUAUAAUUUAGCUAAUAUGAAACACAAAGAGCUGAUGAAAUUGUUAGGAUAUUGUUUAGGUAAUUGCUAGAUCCAUUUAAUUUAGUGAAACUGACUAGGAAUUUUAUGACAGAGCUUAAUUGAGAUAAAAGGGACCAGCUCCUCCUGAGCAAGUAUCCAAGGUGGAUUAGGCAUUAUAGGCUAUAGAUAAUAAACAAUAAGAUAUUGAAAAAUAAAUCAGUAUGAAUUAAUAUAUAUGUCUAUAGAAUUUUACAAUUAGGAUGCUGGAAUGACUUGGUACUUACCGAACUAAUCCAAGGAAUUGUCAGAUGUGUUGAUGAAGGUUGAAAAUUCACUUUUUAACAGGAGUGAGAGAGCGUAUAAAUUAUUUAAAGAUUUCGAUAAAGAUAAAGAUGGUUACAUUUCGUAGUAGGAUAUGAAAUAGAAAUUAGAAGAAAUGAAUAUACUUAAUGGAUAGGAAAUUGGGAUAUUGAUUAAUUAUGUUGAUCCAUCUAAUAAAGGAUAUGCUACUUUUAGCGAAUUUCAUGAUAAACUAAGGGCUGGAAUGACGAUAGUUGAUAAUGCUGGAAAUCAGUUAAUUUAAAUUAAUAGUUAACCUGGUAAGACGUUUCAAAAUGCAGCCAAAACCUUCUUACCUGAAUUGUCAAGAUUGACUGAAGAAUUCAAAAAACCUUUCCGACCUCAGACCAAUCAUACAGAUAUAAGGCCUUCGACAAGAUUCGGGGCCACUCCUGCCUACAAAAACACUUUCGUUAAUUUUGUUCCCCCAAAGACAUCUCCUAUGUUCAUGACCCAAGGGGAACGAUUUUCGAAAAAUAGGGAAUAAUUUAUAUAAGAUGAGAAAAGUCAGAAUAACCAAAAAUAUGAAAAUAAACUGAAUAGAAUACGAUAAUAUCAUCAAUCUUUGGAUCAAAGAAUUCAAUCUGCUCAGGAGUAAAGGGAUUAGAAGGAUGCAAGCAAUUUAAAAUCAAAAUAAAUGGCUUAAUGGACUUAUGAACAUAAAGCGCAUCUUAAAAAUGAUUAUUUAUGA
Messenger RNA from Paramecium octaurelia, 2599 nucleotides. The record is from the annotation of a GenBank genome assembly. NCBI's taxonomy places the organism in Eukaryota, Ciliophora, Oligohymenophorea, Peniculida, Parameciidae.